Molecule: messenger RNA, 879 nt
Organism: Ceraceosorus guamensis
Lineage: Eukaryota; Fungi; Basidiomycota; Exobasidiomycetes; Ceraceosorales; Ceraceosoraceae
Product: Rhodanese-like protein
Exons: 3
Coding region: 110-709 (199 amino acids)
Cellular component (GO): mitochondrion
Molecular function (GO): thiosulfate-cyanide sulfurtransferase activity
Source: RefSeq, a predicted model, not a curated record
CUCAAAGACUUGACUGAAUCAUUCUUCAGACUUUCACUCUUUCCAUACCUUCGCGGCACAUCUCUAUUUUUGAAGCACCGCUUCCGCAACCUGCGCCCAGAUUCGCAUCAUGUUGGCGUCUCGAGCUGCGCGCAACUGCGCGAGCUCCACUAGAUUUGGAGCUGCCCAGCUGGUUGCAAUCCCUAGAGGAGCAGCAAUCGCCAAGCCUCAGGGCAUGAGCACUUCUGCCAUCACUACUCACACGAGCCAGUCGCAACAUCUGCGCUCCUGUUCAGCCGCUCCAAAAGGCCUCGCUUACCGAUCGAGUGCCUUUCACAGCUCGGGCGUGCUCUCCUCAAAAGGCGCAUGGGCUGCAAAAGGGCCCAUCUCGUAUGAAGAACUCAAGCCUCUGACCCAAGCUCCGCCCCUGGACCUGACCAUCAUCGAUGUGCGCGAACCUGACGAGGUCCAAGCUGGAAUCAUCCCCUCUGCGGUGAGCGUGCCGUUGAGCCAAUUCAACGACGCUUUCGACUCCAAUAAGGGCGCAGACUUUAGGAAGCAAUAUGCAUUCGAUCGACCUGCAUUUGAUGACAAGCUGGUCUUCUACUGCAGAAGCGGUAAGCGCUCUCAGCAAGCUCUCGAGUUCGCACAGAAAAACGGCUGGAACAACGUACGGAACUACACCGGCUCAUGGCUCGACUGGGUCAAGCAGGAAGAAGGUGGAAAGUAGCAGUUGACAUUGAAGGCUGCCGGAGCUCCAGCUGAAAGAAUUCUCGAAGCUGGUCAAUUUUGAUCAUAGGCAUUGACUCUCGCGCAAUCACACGCUGACGGCAGCUGCUGCAGCUUCCGCACCCGAUUCCUGAACCCCCUUUGAGCAAGAGCCUUGCGGCGACUGCAUCC